GCCGGCGGGGUUGCCGGGGCAACGGGCGCGAGGCCUGCUCUCCUCCCCGCGACCCGCCUCGAUUUGUGCGCCGCGGCCGACGCUUCUCUCUCCUGGCUCGGAGCCCCGCCCGCUCGAGCCACCGCCGCUUCAGCGCGGCUUCGGGGGCCGCGGCUAUUACUCGGGGGCUGCAGUUAUUAUUAUUAUUAUUAUGUCGCUGCUGAGGGCGAGUCGCUUGCCGGCCUCGGGAGCCAAGAGGAAGCCGCCCAAGAAGGCGAGGAGGAAGAAGCAGGACUGGGACGUGAGUACGAGCGGGGGGAGAAGCUGUGAAGAAGAAGAAGAAGAAGAAUAAUAAUAAUAAUAAUAAUAAUAAUAACCUAUUUCCCUUUUAGUCGCAAGAGUCGUAGAUCUGAUUCGCAAAUGCAAUUCACGCUUCCUAAAUGCCUUAUGACAGAUUCCAUUUGCUUUUUUUAAAAAAACGAAACAACCAAAAGCUUUACUUUUCCAGUUUAUCACCACAACAGUUAGCAACACUAUUAAUAAUCAGCAAAGCAAAUAAUUCAAUUAGACAGCGCCUGUAUGACAUGGAGCGACAGAAUAAUCUGGCCCCGAUAAGGAAAUGUCGGUGGUAGGAUUACUUUCCACCUGGUCGCCUUGACACUUGGCGAAAUUUGCAAAAUUUAACGGUCCCCAAAUACAGACGUGCUUUCACUUUGGCAAGUUUGAAUAUCCUGCCUUCAGCUGCACUUGAGAGUCGAUUUCCAAAAAAUCCACUGUGGAGAUGGCAGUAUUGAGUCCGUGGCGCAUGUGCUUCUGGUCUGCACACUUUAUAAAGAUUUGAGGAGUGAGGUGAUUAUCCCUCUAUUAUUGUCCUUUCCGGGUCGCUCAGCCAUUGAUACCGUGUCCUUUCAAGAUGAUCAGGUGACAGCAAAAACUGGAAGGGCAAUUAGAAUAAUAUCUCUUAUUUGAUUAUUGAUGUCAACCCCCCAAAUGUAUUUUCUAUAGUUAAGUUUUUACCUCUAUCUUCAGUAUAUUUUAUUCUAUUUUAUUGCUAUGGCUAGUGGCUGAUGCAAAUAAAGAUUCCUCUUGAGUUGGAGAAGAAGGCGGGUUUUGCCCAGCAGGUUUGGAAUCAAAACCUAAAAGGAACCAAACCCAAUAAAAUCUUGGGUGUAAGCUUUUGACUUUACCAACACUUCUGUUCAGGCUGGAUUAUUAUAUAUAUAUAGAGAGAGAGACAGAGAGAGAGAAAGAGAUUAGUGCCUCCCAAACUUUUUUUGGCCAUGCCCCACCUAAACACCUCUAAAAUCCUGAUGCCACCCCUCCUACCCCCAUGACAUAUAAUUCUUAGUAUUCAAAAAGUGAACUAUUUACGUGGAGGAAGCCUAAAAGGCCAUUAACUCAGUGUAACUCACUCUCAAAUGGCCCCACUUAAAAAUCAAAUUGCUCCCCUUUGGGGGUGGGCCCCGCGUUGGGAACCAUGGAUAUAUAUACAGUGGUACCUCGGGUUAAGUACUUAUUUCGUUCUGGAGGUCCGUUCUUAACCUGAAACUGUUCUUAACCUGAAGCACCACUUUAGCUAAUGGGGCCUCCCGCUGCUGCUGCGCCACUGCAAUGUGAUUUCUGUUCUCAUCCUGAAGCAAAGUUCUUAACCUGAGGUACUAUUUCUGGGUUAGCGGAGUCUGUAACCUGAAGCAUAUGUAACCUGAAGCGUCUGUAACCCGAGGUACCACUGUAUAGAGGGAGAGAGAGGGUGGGGGGAGAAGGUGUUAGGGGUAUAAAAGCUUUCGUUUGUGGAAGCUUCCUUUGUGCUUAUGCAGGAAUUGCUGCCCCAAUGGGAUACGGAGGGAGAGAUUUGCGAGGCGUGGAAGUUCUCAGGCUGUGCACCACUUCAUGAUUUUUUUGUUAGCCUCCAUCCUCCAUGGAGGAAUUAAUUCUGGAACUUUUAGUCCAGUUUGGUAACUUGUGCCUGAGUCUCCCCGAUUUCACGUGUCAAAACAAUCAAAGAUGUGAGAGCCCAGGCUAUCAAAAUUUAUGAGAAUUUAAAACCAUUUUUAAAAAUGUUUCCUUGGAAGUAUGCCUGCUUUAGCUAUUAUUUCCUUUGGUGUAUGUGCACAGACAUAAUAUUGCAGCAGUGCCAUACUCAGUUUUCUUCUUCUUUCAGUAAUGCAGUUCUUCUUGUCAGUAGCUUGCUCGCUUGGCAAAAGAUUCCUACAUUGCAGGGGCUUGGAUUAGAUGAUCCUCGUGGUCCCGUCCAACUCUUAGGAUUAUAAGACUUCCCUCAACUGAGGAGGCAGCGGUGCUCUUUCCAUUGUAUUGUACAGCCCUGCCCUCUAGGUUCCUGGGUGUGCUAAAAUGGGGUGGGAUGGUUAGAACUGACCCAUAGAAGAACUUGGAGAACAUAUGUUAUUAAUUUGAUGUACUUGGUUUCAUGUUCUAACCUUGCAUUUGGUAUGCUUUGUUGCAGAACACUGUUCAUGAUCUCACCGUGCAUCGUGCAACUCCUGAAGAUCUCGUAAGCUGGAAAUUUGUCUUUCUUGACAUACUGGGGAGGCACUUAAGGAGGCUUGUCUUAGACAUAAAAUUAUACAAGUAAACCACAGACUUGCUCUUUUCAAUUCUGGAUGUGUCCCAGUCAUGUAUAAGGUGGAGGCUGGGGUCCAGUGCUGGAUUUUGGAUGAAGAGGAAAUUGACUAGGGAGAGGGGUUACAAACUGCAAUGCUGGAAGUGCAAAGGGUGUGUGCAGUUAGCAUCCUGUAUCCCUGUAUGCUCCCUUCUGCUGCUGAUAGUGCAGGUCUCCACUACAUUUGAUGGCUACCCCAUUGGCCAUCCCUUAUCCAUCCCUUCCAUGCUUCUCUGUUGCUUGUUCUUCUCUCUUUCUCUGACAUGCUCAUAGUCCAUUGGAAAUCUUGUAUUAGGUGAACCAUCUCCAAGUGUUUAGAAGAAGAAGAAGAAGAGUUUGAUUUGAUAUCCCGCUUUAUCACUACCCUAAGGAGUCUCAAAGCAGCUAACAUUCUCCUUUCCCUUCCUCCCCCACAACAAACACUCUGUGAGGUGAGGCUGAGAGACUUCAGAGAAGUGUGACUAGCCCAGGGUCACCCAGCAGCUGCAGCUGCAGGUGGAGGAGCGGAGACGCGAACCCGGUUCCCCAGAUUACGAGACUACCGCUCUUCACCACUACACCACACUGGCUGCUUGUGCUUUUGUAACAGUCUGCAUAUGGCGCUAAGAUAGUGACCCUGCUGUCUAGUUUUGCCCAGUGUAUAGAAGUGUAAAGACAGAAAGCCUUCUAGUUGUUUUGUACCGUCACUAUCAUCUCCUUCAUUUGUUCCUUGGCUCUGGUUUGAGGAAAAUAUCUUCCUUUCCAGGUACGACGCCAUGAGAUGCACAAGUCAAAGAACAAAGGCAUUGUACACUUUGAACUGCAAGAAAAAGCACUGAAGAGCAGAUGGAAGAAGCAGAGACCAAGAGUUCCAGAAUCUCUGGAAAAAAAGAAACUGGCCUUGAUGAGAGAGGUAAGAAAUGGUUAUAGAGUUUCCUUGUGGCUGAUAUAGUAAGGUAGUCAUCAGCUGUGGUUCAGCUGGGGGUGAGGAGAGCUCUGUCUGCAUGGUGGCAUGCACUGUUCUUUCCUCCCAACUACCUGAGAUCCAGCUUACUUUUCAUGUUUGCUGCUGUGCAAGGCUUCCUGGUGAACUAUAUUCAUUCAUUAUAUGCCUGGAGUUCUCUAAUCUGGAGAGGGCACACUCAGCCUCAUAGUGUGCUUCAACCUUGAAAAGUGAAUAAGGUCACAAAAGUAUGUUUAUGCUGGUUAAAAGGGAGUCAGAAGCCACAUCCUCUGCGACCAGACGGCUGGGUUUUUUUGAAGCCUUCUACCAGGUGUCCUUGUAGAAAGGGGGUGGAAUGAUCCAUAAUUUCUCCACCAGCCCAGUGAAUUUGUUUGUUUGUUUAUAAGGUCUCAGAGCAGGUUACAACAAAACCAUUAUACCUUUAUAAAACCAAGUAAACCCAGUAAAAUUGUUUCAGACAAAAACAGAACAGUACAGAUUAAACAAAACCUGGAUCCCUUUUUAAAAAUUGGUGCUACAUUGGCUACUUCCCAGCCCUCAAAAGAUCUUAGGGACAAGUUAUAUAUUUUUGUUAUCCUUUUGUUAGCUAUAAUGUUGUCUUCAUUAAGGCGGGUCAUAAAAUAACAUCAUUUUCAAAGAAGCAUUUAGUAUUUUAGACAAUGCUGUACAAAUAAGCCUAAGAUGAGUGCUAAAGAGCGACUGGCAUAGACUGCCUUGGUCAUGCCUCAAAAUAAGUAAUUUCAAAUAUUUGCCACAUGUAGAUGUAUUUUUAAAUGUGUUACUUAUUGAAUUAAUCAUGCCCAUCUAUUGGUCCUAAUAAAAGGUAGCAGUAUUAAUAAUUUAUAUGAUUAAUAGUGGCAUGUAAGCUGUUUUGAAGAGUGGGUAGGGAAUGGGGAAGGAAAGAGAAGUAUAAAAUGUGUGUGUUCUGUGCUUUCAUUUUUUUAGAUUCUUUCUGAUCAGUACCAGUUACAGGAGGUCCUGGAGAGAUCUGAUCAGGCCAUGGCUGUGGUGAAGGAUCUAUUUGGAGAUGCUCCUCGCAGGCAUUUAGGUGAAGUUUUACUGAGUGAGAUAUAGUUUUGUUUAGCAGACCCAAGCAAACCCAAAAUGAAAGCUGUUUACUGGAAACGAUAGCUUCAUGUUUCCUAGUGUGAUAAUAACAUAGAAAUAUGUUCUUUGACGACAGCCACUACCAUGCCUCCAAAUUUUCCUUGUAGCAUACAGGCAAACCCCCCCCCCCCCAAUUUACACGUGUUCACAUCUAUCUGUGCAUUGUGCCGACCCCGGAAGUAACCUGGAAAUGUCAUACAAUACAUUUUAUGUAUUUAACAUAAAGGGUGGGUUGGGGCUGAAUGGGGUGUUUGCAGGCUUUUUCAAUUACACACAAUUUUACAGAAGUGCUUGAUGAUCCAGAAACCAAACCCUGCGCAAAUCGGGGGUUGCCUGUAUAAGCAAAUGAUCUAUUUAAACUGAAUUCUGUUGGUUUUGCUAAGAGAGUGAUGGCUGGGUCUUGACUGGUGCUCCAGAGAGUUACACAGUGUAAAUUGCCAGUGUGGAAACCAUAUUUUCUCCCUUUGUGUCUACAGAUGUUUCACCUACAGCAGCAUAUACACGUCCAUCCCAUUUGGCCUGAUAAAUUCCACCACAUACAGUCCUUUCCUCUGCAUUUGUUACUCAGUUGGCAAACUAUGAGCUGCAUCACGUUUCCUAUGAGGAAAGAGUACAGGUUUAUAAAGUGAUACAUAUAUUGUGGAGAAAGUGGAUAAAAGACCCUUCUCUCUCUUUCUGGCCCACAAAAGCGUAUCAUGCAAUAAAAAUUUAGUGUUUAAGAGCUUAUGGUGCCACACAAUGUUCUAUUGUUUUUCUACAACAAACUAACGGUAUCUAUAAUUCGUAGAAAUAUAAGAUAGUGUCUCCAUGGAAGGCAACAAAGGAUUGCUACGUUUAUUCAGUAGGCUCAACAGCUAAUCUUGGGCCUAAUGAAUGGAAGUCUUUAUUUCUUUUCUACCCUAAAGGUUUCCCAAAUGUGACUGUGGCUCCUGAUUAUGAUGUAGAAUCCUCUCAAGGUCCCAUCGUACAAAAAUGUGAUCCCCCCACACAGCUCUCUCUUCUUAGUGAUUCUGUCAUGGAUCCACAGGUGGUGUAUUUUCCAUGUAAACUUUGUCACUAAAUAAAUAGAAUAGACCACGGAAUGCGUCUUUUGCAUUUGAUACAUAGUCAUGCCUUUUCAAAUUAUACCAGUGUUAGUCAUUCUGUGGAGUGAAAUGAAAUGCCAAGCACAUGCCAGUUAAGAGAAGAUAUCUGCAGAUAAAUUGUUGAGGAUAAGAUCCAUAGUUGCAGCAGUGACUCUUAGGACAUAACAGAAGAGGCACUUGAAAUAACUCUUAAGACUGCAAUCCUUUGCAUACCUAUGUGGGAUUAAGUACCAUUGAACUUAGUGGGAUUUACUUCUGAGUAGACAUGCAUAGGGUUGUGCUGCAAAUACAAAAUUGAAUGCAGAAAUAUAUGUUUGUACUCUUUUUAUUUUAGCAAAUUACCUCCUGACAGUAGUGGGUACAAAUAAUGUUUAUUGAAACCUGAACACUUCAGUUUUGACUUUAAUGAAAUCAAGGCAACAUAGAUUGAAAGCAAUAGUGUGUUUGCACUAGUUGUUUAAAAAUGCUCUAGCAUUACAGUUAAGUAUUCCCUUUCCACUUCUGGGCAAUUGGGAAUUGUCUUUCUGCCCUCUGUUGGUGUGAAAUUAAAUUUCUUGGGACACAAAACUGUGUGUUUCCUUCAGCUGGGCUUGCAGCAGUUGUGAUUUCUGGCUAUUGGCUCACUGUGUUUUGUCAGCCUAUGAAAUAUGUCAGUUUAAAUUUCUCCCAUGCAAAUGUUUGAGAUGUUAUAUCUGUCUCCUGAAAGGCUCUCAAUGAAGUAGAAGGAGAAAAUUAUUUGAUGUGCAAGACAAACAGUGAGAACGAUACGUAUUUGAGCUUCAGAUCUGACACUGAUACAGAGAGGUAAGUGUAUCUCUUUACCUUCAUAGUUUUGUAUAACCUGCAUAAGCACAAAUAGUUUAUUGCUUGAUACAUGAUCUACUAAUCCAGCUAUUCAGCUCUGCUAUUAUCUCUCAUGUAUAUGAUCUUCUAAAUGUUGCUAUAAUGCUUAAAUAAAAUCAAACUUUUGCCUUUUAAAUUUAUAUUAAAAACAAUAUCACAAUAAACCAGAACAAGAUAUAGUACAUAUCCUUUACAUAUUUGUAACAUCACUGGGAGAUAUAAUUUUAAUAUCCAAAUACAGGCAUGUAACAAUGAAGGUUAAGCUAACACACACUGUGGCAAUAAAUAUUUCCAAAAUGUCUUCUUAAACUUAGGCAAUAUUAUAUUAGCAUCUUGUCUAGUUGAAAAUGUUGUGAAAGGCCUCCAUAUUGCUAUGACGUUAUCGUGACUUUCAGCACCUUUGAGGACUCUACUUUGCUUCCCAGCUACCACAAUAAACCACAUUUUGCCUGCCAGCAUUAAACUGUAAAUGGUGAUGAGUGAAGCCAGUGCUGGGCUAUUUCUAUUCAUGGUGCUGCUAGCAAAAAUAUAAUCAACUCUUUAUAAAAGAGCUCUUGUGUGGCUUCUGGAAUCACUGCUCAAAGGGCUAGUGCUGGAUCUAAUGCAGUCAGUUUUGUUCCACUAUAGCUGAUAUUUACCAAAAUACACUUUGCCAAAAGAAGUCUAGUAUGCGGCACUGAUAGCUAUCUAGCUCCAAGGUAGGUAUGAUGCUGUAAACUAAGCACAGCAUAGGGUACCAAACCAUGUCCAUUAUGGCUAAAAUAAUGUUUCUGUUAAGGGCAUGGCGAUAAAAUUGUAAUCUUCCUAAAGUUGCUCUGCAUCUCUGCUCUUCACUUAGGAUUCUUCACCUUCUGAAGGAAGAAAACUCUGGGGCCGGUGCCCAGCAAGAGGUUUCUAAGCAACAAGUAUCAUCACAGGAAGUCUAUGUGCUUUCAACCCCAACAACAAAUGUUCAGCCAUUGGGAUCCACAGGUUCAUUUUACUCUCUUUUUAAACAACGAACCAGUCAAAAAUGAAACAGUAGGUUCUGUGUCUUGCUGUAAGGAGGCAUGGGGAACCUGCUGCCCUCCAGAUGUCACACACCAUCUCCUCUUAGUCCCAGCCAGCAUGGCCAGUCACCACGGAUGAUGGGAACUGUAGUUUAGCAAUAUCUGGAGGAUCCCAAGUCCCCCACCUUGCUGUAGGGCAUGGAUGGAGAAUUGCAGGAUCAGGAGCCAGAUGUGGCCUCCAGAUCUCUCUGCCUGGCCCUCAGGCCACAGCCAGCACUGGCCUUGUUCCAUGCCCUCCUUAUCCUGGCUGAAAUGUAGCCAAGAGUCGUGGCUGGAUGGAGGAAUGAAGGCGGUGUUGGUGCAUAGAAAGCGCUUUGCAUAGAUCGAACAUAGGCUAGUGUACAAAGGUAAAAGUCCCAUUCAUUUCUCUGCUCACUUUUGCCUCUGGCCUCAUCCGUCACUGACAGACAGUCCCCGGAAAUUGCCCCAUGAGUAAAUGCAGCCCUCAUAUUGAAAAGGUUCCCCAACCCUUCUGUAGGGGAAGGUAUGUUCUGGAUUAUUUUAGACUAAUUAAAACACUGCCUACAUUUUUUUUUUUAAAUUCAUUUAGCCCUUAAUGCUACUAAUGUAGUCAAGAAAGUCCACUCAAAACUUCGGUAUGAAGAGCAGACUCCAGAUGCCACAUACAUUGUGCAGCAAGUACUGAACGCCAAUGUAAGGAAGCAAAAGCAAACCACAAAAGGUAUGUCUUAGUGUACCUCUUCUCGCGUAUAUUUCUCAGUCUCUGUUCGGUUGCGGCCUCCCUUGUGCCCAUCUGUGUGGAACAAGUUGUCUUUUGGAAGGAGUGAAUUAACCUUUUUAAAACCAGACUUUACUAAAUAUACGUAGUGUGAAGAUUCUUAUGUGAAACAAUCUGCACCCUUGGGAAAUAAUAAUUCCUGUGUAUAAUGUGUAUGUAUAUAGCGCUCAAAUCCAAGAUGUGUUUCUACACCUAGAGGGUGCUGCGGUCUCGAGGAAAGGAGCCAACAAGACCUUCAUUUCUUGUGAAUUGCUGCUAGCCUUCUGCUGCUCCUUAAUCUAGCUUGGAGUUUAAUCUAGUUUAUGCAUAAUACUGUUCUGUGAAUUUCAUAAAUAUUCCAGAUAGAAUUACAAAAGCAGUAAAAGGAAGAGUUUAGAUUCGAUAAGAAAAUAAGUACUGCAUACAUUCCAGCAUAUUAGCCAAAAUUAUUGUUUCUCCUUCACAUCCCCCCACCCCACAAUGCUCCCCCCUCCAUGGCCUAACUAGAUAAGUUUUAUUUUGUGCUGUUUUGCAGGUAUCUGCAGUAAGGUAAUAGUGUAGCAUUCACAAUUGGAUCACCUUGUUGGUCUGCCUCUUACUAUUUUGUGACUAGUAUACCUUUGAAGGGACGCGGGUGGCGCUGUGGGUUAAACCACAGAGCCUAGGACUUGCCGAUCAGAAGGUCGGCGGUUCGAAUCCCUGUGACAGGAUGAGCUCCCGUUGCUCGGUCCCUGCUCCUGCCAACCUAGCAGUUCAAAAGCACGUCAAAGUGCAAGUAGAUAAAUAGGUGGGAAGGUAAACGGUGUUUCCGUGCGCUGCUCUGGUUCGCCAGAAGCGGCUUAGUCAUGCUGGCCACAUGACCUGGAAGCUGUAUGCUGGCUCUCUCGGCCAAUAAAGCGAGAUGAGCGCCGCAACCCCAGAGUCGGUCACGACUGGACCUAAUGGUCAGGUGUCCCUUUACCUUUAUAUAAUAAUAAUAAUAAUUUUCCCAGCCACUCUGUCUAAUUGCUGUCUAAAGCUUGAGUUGUUUUGCAAGGAUUUAAAAUUUCUAAACCUUCAUCAAAGAUUAGCAAAGUGGUGGAGAACCUUAAUUCCCUUCAGCUAAAGUCCCCCUCCCUCGCUUUUAUUUGCGUCAAAGCACUCUGUUUAAGUGCUAACUUCUGCCUUGCUAAGGACAACAUGCUUCCUUGUCCUCUUCUCAGUGAGGAAGAAGCAAAGUGUGCAGACCCCAGAAGCGCAGAAGAGGAGUAACUCGAGUCCUGCUGCUGCAGCUCCCCUUGACCUCCCCAAUGGCAACAAAUCCAGCCUUGAGGUCUUGAACCAAAUGGUGCACAAUAUGGAGAAUGAAAUGGAAGAAUAUGAGAGAUGGAUGGGCCACGAAGUCCAGCAAGUCCACAGCAGCCGAGGUCUCUCUGGAUUUACCCGCUCGCUGGUGAACGCUCUGUGUCGCGUGCUGCGCUAUUUGAAGGAGGUGGGAAGAUAAGGCAAACUGCUGCUUGUAGCCACCGUAAUAUUUUGAGCGAUGUUGACUGUGCUUUUUCAGUAGUUUGGUGCUGUUUGUUUUAGGUUGUUUCCCAUUGAUUUUGAAGAAAGUAGUAUUUGGUUUGGAUUUAUGUCCAUUCUGUUGCACCAGCCUCACCCUUUAUGCCGUAGUAUUUUGGCUUCGACUUUGUAGGUACAGGAGGGAAAGCUUCGCCUUUCACUUUGAAGUCUGACCUUCAUUCAAUUGCUGCUGAACCCUGAUAACUCCUGCUUUCACAAUGAAUACUUCAGCUGUCACUUUACUGUGGCUGAUUCCUCACUCUCCCUCUUUCCCUGUCCCCAAAAGACCGAGACAAGGCUGCGUCAAGAAAAGCUGAACAGGGAGCAACUUGAAGGAGAGCUAAGUGAACACAGGGCCCUCAUUGAUGCUCUAACUGCUGAAGUCCUCCUGGCAAGAGAAGAAAAUAUUGCUAUGCAGGUACUACCCAGAAUCACUGCUAAGCUAUGUAACCGAGGCACGACCUGCAAUUGGAAUUUAAUGCCAGCCUAUAUUCCCUUUGUUUGGUGAUGUGAUGUGUUUCCAGACACAGUGCUUUGAAUGCAUUGGCAGAGCAGCAAGGGGCUAAAUGACUUUAGUAGCGUAACUUGAGUAAGAGAUGGACUUGUACCCCUUGUCAUCUUAUCUCUACGGGGGUUCAAGUCUGUAUCCUCAUGAUACAUUUGCAGUGUUCUCCUUGUUCACACCUAGUAUUUUUGCUUCCGCUGUGAGGGCAUAUCUGACCUUUUGGUUCCAACUUCAGAAUUCAUGUGAUAAACACUUUAGUAGCACUCAGUUAUUAUUUAUGUUAUAUGUCUAUUGCAUUAGUACAGUAGAAAGUAAAUAUGUGCUUAUGGGACUACUAGGGGUGUGGGCAGAUGCUUGGAAAUAACCCAUUAUGCUUCAUGUUUGCCUGUUGCAAGUGAAUCAGAAUGGCGAUUUUGGUGCCUUUCUUUCUCGCUUUUUGUCUUCUAGAAUAAGUUUCAGCACUACACGGUUGUAACAGAUGAACAAUUGACUUCACUCACACAUGCAUUUAAAGGGCUUCCCAUUACAGAUUCUGGGGAACUUUCAGUCAGGAGUCCAGAGGCAGCUCAAGGUAAAAGUCUUCACCAGGGAAACCUCAAUAAUCUGAGUGACACGACAGUUUCAAAACUUAGAGUUUUAGCUACAGCUGGACUGCUGCUUGAUAGCUGUCUGAUUUAUUCUGGUGGUGAUUGGUUCUGAAUGUGUAGGUACCUACACAUGGUGUUAAUUGUGGUUUUUCAGGCCUUUGCCCAAUACAGUGGAACCUUGGUUCUCGAACUUAAUCUGUUCGACUCCCGAAACCAUUCGAAAACCAAGACGCGGCUUCCGAUUGGCUGCAGGAGCUUCCUGCACCUCAAGCGGAAGCUGCGUUGGACAUUUGGCUUCUGAAAAAUGCUUACUUCCAGGUUUUUGGCGUUGGGGAGUCGAUUUGUUUAUCAGCUAAGCCAUUCGCAAACCAAGGUUUGACCGUACUAUAUCAAACAUGGAAGAGUAAAUAGCUGUUAUGGUCCCCAUUCCAACACUGCACUAAGUAAAGUAAAGGGACCCCUGACCAUUAGGUCCAGUCGUGACCGACUCUGGGGUUGUGGCGCUCAUCUCGCUUCAUUGGCCGAGGGAGCCAGCGUUUGUCUGCAGACAGCUUCCGGGUCAUGUGGCCAGCAUGACAAAGCUGCUUCUGGCAAACCAGAGCAGUGCACGGAAACGUAGGAGUAGACCUAUUUAUCUACUUGCACUUUGAGGUGCUUUUGAACUGCUAGGUUGGCAGGAGCAGGGACUGAGCAGCGGGAGCUCACCCCAUCGCGGGGAUUCGAACCGCCGACCUUCUGAUCGGCAAGUCCUAGGCUCUGUGGUUUAACCCACAGCGCCACCCGCGUCUCCCAACACUGCACUACUUUCCCACUAAAAUCCCUCCAGGCCGUUGUUGGUCUCUGAAGGUGAUAUUUGAAGUCAACAGCAAUUUUGGGGGAAAUGGCAGUCACUGUCCAUUUUUCCUUUAAAAUGAAAAGCAUCAAGCACAUUUUUAAAAAGCAUGGUUAACAUAACAUUUAGUUGGCCCUAAGAUUCACUGUUAGAUUUGAUUAACUGUUUCAAGUUUUCCUCUGUCUAAUAUAAUACAUUGCCCUCUUUAUUCUCUCGUCAGAAAAAUGCCUCUCAAACUACAUUGGGCCAAAGAGAAAUACACAAGUGGAUAUUCCCAAUAAAGCCCCAGUGUUUCCAAAUCCUUUGGAUAAAAUGCAUCCAACCCCAUCUUUACCAGCUUGUUUAUUCCAACCAGCUGUUUUGUUAUCUCCACCACAACAGAAGAGCAGCCAGGCAUUCCCUCCUCUUCAGAACGGUAAGAGGGUCAUUUUGACUGCCUGACAGCUUCCUGACUUUGUUUCCGUAAUCAACCCUCCAUCAGUCACAUUGUAGACAAGUCCUUUUAUGUCUUCUAAUCUAGUGUAGUAUCUAGUCCUAAGAACAUCGGUGACUGUGGCUAUUGUUCAGUUAUACAAUGUCAGGUCUUUGGUCUCAUGCCUAGGAAACCCAAUCUGAAUUUAUAGCAGGACACUCCUUACUUUUAAACCAGCAAGCAAUUGCUACACCUUGUACUUUUCCUCUUUCUCAGCUGGUUGGAGGCAUCUUGUUAAAUUUUGCCACCUUGAGGACAGGAUAGUGCUUCACCUGGGAGCCCCAUUGCUUAAGAUGGAUCUACUUCGAAGAAAACUAAGGCCCAUCAGAGUUGUGGGAGAAGUGAUUAAUAUCAUACCAUAUGUAUUAAUAUAUAUUCUCCCCAAUCAGAAAAUCGUCACAGCACAGAUCUAAUGAAACAGUACCAGAUAUUUGGGCAAGAUUGCUUUCAAAUUGCAGGGCACAAGCAUUUGAGUUUCACCUCACUUGAAGGUCAGCUCUGUAGGUGAACAUUUCCAGUUAACAAUCUGUGGUCCUGAAUACAAAAUAAAGGCACCUCCUGAAGUCUAAAAGGCCUCUAGGCCCAAGGCAUUGACAUUAGAUUGCUUUGAACAUUUUGAACUGUUUCAUUUAGACCUGGGGGCAGGUAUGUUUCUUUUGUAUUCAGAUAUCAAUCCUGGAGUGUUAAAUUAAAAAAUGAGAACUGACACUCAAAUUGGCAUUAUAACCAGCCUUCGCCUCUCUUUGGAACGUAGCCUUUUCACUCCCAUUUUUUAUUAGCCUAGGAAUAGGAUUUAAUAUAGUCGUGCAGAUUUAUUUGGUCUCCUGUGUUGUCUUUCCCUAGACUCCACUGGGAGAGAAUCAGAAGGAGAGCAGAAGUCCUCUCUGUCGAUCAAGCCACAGACGGUGGAAGAGGAUGGCAGUUCAUUCACCCAGAAAGGUGCUGGUCCUUUGCAGAGUUCUGUACAGCCAGAUGGCCAGCCAUUAGUAAGUGCCUUCUCUGCAGUGCCAAGCCAAAGCUCUGACGGCUUUUCAGAGAGGCCUAAUUCUGAUGCGACCAUGAUGGUUACCCAGAGUGAUGAUCUGCAGGGACAAAUAGCUGAGCUAACACUCCAGAACACUGUCAUUAAAGCUCAGCUGAGCAAAUUCAGGCAUUGCCCUCAGGAGGCAUGGGAUAUUUUGCAGCAGCCAUUUUCGGCGCAGAAUGGAUCAGUGCUAGAGGGGCAGGUAAGAAUGUAAGAGAGUGUUGGAUCUUGACAUUCUCAAUAAACAUUGAUAAUUUGAGAUUAUGCUUUGUGACUUGUGGAAAGGGAAGCAUGGGUGUGUAUGAACAUACACACACGACUGUCAGUUUUGCAAGAAUUACAGUCAUCAGCCAUCCAUUCAUGGCAUUUGUGUCCCUGUGGGGCAUCUUAUUGGUGACCCAUGUACUGAGUUGCCACUGAGCCUCUUGGGCUUGCCAAUCAGAAGGUUGGUGGUUCGAAUCCCCGUGAUAGGGUGAGCUCCCGUUGCUCUGUCCCAGCUCCUGCCAGCCUAGCAGUUUGAAAGCACGCCAGUGCAAGUAGAUAAAUAGGUACCGCUGUGGCGGGAAGGUAAGUGGCAUUUCCGUGCGCUCUGGUUUCUGUCACAGUGUUCCGUUGCGCCAGAAGCAGCGGUUGAGUCAUGCUGGCCACACAACCCAGAAAGCUGUGGAGAAAGGCCGGCUCCCUCGGCCUGAAAGCGAGAUGAGCACCGCAACCCCAUAGUCACCUUUGACUGGACUUAACCGUCCAGAGGUCCUUUACCUUUUUACCCUUUACCGAGUUUUCUGAAGCCUAAAUAUUUAUAGAAUCAUAUGGCUGGAUGGGGUGUUGGAGCUCAUCUGGUCCAACCGCCAGCUCAGCGCAGGGUCUUGAAUGCAGGAUCUGCAAGUAUCCCUAAUAGAUCGCCGUCCAUCCUCUGCUUAAGUACCUCCUGCAAAGGAGAGCUCACUCACCACCUCCUCAAGGCAGUCUGCCACUAUUGAACAGCUCUUACCAAUAAAAUUUCUAUUCCUGCCUUCUAGAGCAACAGAGAACAAAUCAGUUCACAUCAUUAGUGUCAUAUUUUGAUACCACGGUCAUGUCUCUCCUUAAUCUCUUCCUCAAGCAAACCAUUCAGCACCAUCCUGAUUACCCUCCUGUGGGUUCAUUGCCCUUAUUUCAGUUCAGUGUCCUGAUUUUAAAAAGGCAGUACCUAGAGCUGGACAUGGUAUUUCAGCCAACUUGGAAUAGAGUGUACAGUGGUACUUCUGGUUACGGAUUUAAUUUGUUUCGGGGUGCCACGCACACCCCAAGAAAUCCGUAACAAGAGGCGCCACUUCUGUGUGUGCGCUUUUGCACGUGUGCAAACGGCAAAACCCGGAAGUAUACACUUCCGGGUUUGCUGCUGCUGUAACCCAAAGAUCCGUAACCUGGAGGUUACGCAACACGAGGUACCACUGUAUUUUCCUUUUUACUCUGGGAAUGAGUGCAGUGCCAAUGACAAAGUGUUUGUUCCCUCCACCCGCAAAUCUUAUAUGUGAUAUUAUUUUAACUUAUUACCUGUUCUUAACAUCCAAGGGUAGGUUACAAUUAAAAAAAUUGUUUAAAACAACUUACUGAAUGUCAUUACAGUGGUACCUCUGGUUAAGUACUUAAUUCAUUCCGGAGGUCCGUACUUAACCUGAAACUAAAGCACCACUUUAGCUAAUGGGGCCUCCUGCUGCCGCCGCGCUGCCAGAGCACAAUUUCUGUUCUCAUUCUGAAGCAAAGUUCUUAACCCAAUGCACUAUUUCUGGGUUAGCGGAGUCUGUAACCUGAAGCGUAUUUAACCUGAAGUGUAUGUAACCUGAGGUACCACUGUACUCCAUUCAAUGACAUACUUUUUGAAUGCUAUUUGUAUUCUAUUUGAAAGCUGCUUAGCUUGGUAUAUGCAGAAUUCUGUUAGCUCACUUUUAAAACUCUACUCACAGGUCUCUUAAAAAAUACUUUGAAUAUUUAGGAUUGUGGGAACUCCAUUGGUUGCUGUUUUCUAGCUAGAAAUAAUUACAGACUAUUACAUUUUGCUUCAAACCAGUGAUCUGUCAUCUAUCAUGACCUACCUUUACUUGACCUUGUGCUGCCAGAAUGCUUUUUUGUGAUUAAAGACCACGUGAGGUGGCUAAAAGUAGAUUGUAGGAAAAAAGGUUGCUGAUAGCUGCUACUGCUGGGUAACUCAGAUGCACUGAGUCUGCCAAGCAGCCAAGUUCAGUAAUGAAAAGUAUGAAAAUGACUUUUAACUACCCUCUUGAAUACUCGUUUAGGGACAUGGUGAUGCCAUAAGCAGCUUGAAAGAAUUACCAAGGAGCUUGGAUGAACGAAUAGCUGAACUGAACCGCCAGAGCGCAGAAGCACGCAGCAAACUGGUGCAGCUGACCAGUCAGCAAACGUUACCAACAUUCGUCUCUGUGUCUCCGCCAGUUUCACCAAUUCCAUCACCACCCUUAAAUUUGCUUGGUAUGUUACCCACUUUUUAAAAGCUUUUCUUACAUCUGUGUUGGCAAUAUGGGUUGGUGUAUUCUGAUGAUGGCAGCUGUCUUCACUUGACAAUCUUUUCCCCCCCUUAUCUUUUUUUGAAUUUUUGAAAACAUUCUGUUUCUCUAUUUAGUAAUUGCUUGAUGGGCUUCCUCAUUACUAGAACACCUGGACACCUAAAAAUUCACUAAUCAGAUACUGUCUUUUCUAGAAACCGGAAAGAGAAGAACAAUUGAGGUGUCUGUUCCAGUUGCAGAAAUUCUGGAUAGUUCUAAAGAAAAUAGUUCUUCUCCCGCCAGUGGAACCAGUACAAAGAGGUCAGCUGCUUAGCUAUUCUAUUUUUACAGGCAGGGUGGGUAGUACCGUAUUUUUUGUCCUAUAGGGCGCACCGGCCCAUAGGACGCACCACGCACCUCGUUUUUUGGGGGGGAAAUGAAUUUAAAAAAAAUUAUUUCCCCCCAAGCCUUGCACACACCUGCCCAAAGCACGGGGCGCCCUCCGGAGGGCGCCCCGUGCAGGCUGCAGGCUGCUGCCCCAAGCCUCGCACGCCCAGCGGGACCUCCCGCUGGGCUUGCAAGGUUUGCGGAUAGCUUCCUGAAGCCUGGAGAGCUAGAGGCAUCGGUGCGCACCGACCCCUCUCACUCUCCAGGCUUCAGCGAAAGCCUGCAUUCGCCCCAUAGGACGCACACACAUUUCCCCUUCAUUUUUGGAAGGAAAAAAGUGCGUCCUAUGGGGAGAAAAAUACGGUAUAAGCUUUUGUAAGGAAUACAGCUGAGGGAAGGGGAGCAGGAUCUAGACAGCAGGCUAGAUCCUGAGCUCUUCUCCCCUUCUGUAUGAAGGGAGGUUUACUGGUGGGCCAAACUGCCUGGUGGGCCAUUCUCAGCAGCCUGGUGGAUCUCAUUGGGUCCAUGGGCCAGAUGUUCUCCACCCCAUGCUAACUUAUAGUCUGAAGAUGUGGCUGCGAUUUCCAGUGAAUCGUUACAGAUUUUGGCACUAGAAAUAGAAGGUGUCUAGCAGACAGCUUUCCUCACUUGAAAUGCCUUGAUAAGCAAAUACAGUCGUACCUCUUAAGUCAAACGCCUUGUGAGUCGAACAUUUUGGCUCCUGAACGCUGCAAACCCGGAAGUGAGUGUUCCAGUUUGCGAACGUUGUUUGGAACCUGAAUGUCCGAUGCGGGUUCCUGCAGCCAAUCAGAAGCUGCGCCUUGGUUUCCAAACAUUUUGUAAGUCGACUGAGAUACGACUGUACCUGGUUUUUCUCUCAAAUAAUAUCUGCCUCCUAAUUAAUGGAAAGUUAAAUGUACAUUAGAGCCUUGUUGAGGCACGUCAGAGGUCUGAUGUGUUUCCAUUAACAGUCAUCUAUGGACUCAGAUCGUUAAAUACAAAUGUAUAUUUCCAUUCCGUUCUCACCUGUCUAGGUCUUAAUUUAUUUAGCUAGCCAAUUCCAUCAACAUGCAUGCCUUUUUACUGAAUGACAGAGAAGCAGGCAGGUAAUACACAGGCUUAGUUAAAGUACACACGCGCACACGCACACACGGGGAAAGUUAUGGGGAUGCCCUAACCUCUGAUUUCCCUAAUUUUAGUCAAUUCGUGGGCCCCACUGGAGUCUUCUACAAAAAGUACCUGAGGGACCAGCCACCAAAGUAAGGAGGGCAUAACCCUUUCUGACCCUCCUAUAAUUCAAACACUUAUAUAAAAUUAUUUCUGAAAAUUGAAUGACUAAAUCAUCCUGGUGGUGGUGGUUGUUGUUAUGAUUAUGAUUAUUAUAACAGUCAUGGCCAAACUUGGCCCUCCAGAUGUUUUGGGACUACAGUUCCCAUCAUCCCUGACCACUAGUCCUGUUAGCUAGGGAUGAUGGGAGUUGUAGUCCCAAAACAUCUGGAGGGCCAAGUUUGGCCAUGCCUGUUAGCAGCACCCGGACUCUAGGAGCUAUAUAAUAAAUUUAAGAGAAGACCAUCUCUGCCUACAUGUUUAUAAUAUAAAGAUAAAAGGCAAUUAGGAAAUAGGACAGGGCACUCAGCACCUCUAAUUCUAUACACUUCGUGUUUCCUAGCUCUCUAUUAUUUAUGCCUACAGAUCUGCAGAUGUGUCUAGCCAGGUGUGCUUACCACUAAAUACUUCCCUGGGAAAUGUACAGUUGACUUAUGACAGUCAUAGAAUAAAGGUAAGUCAUUUUUAGACAGCCAUACUUCCACCUUUUGGCAAUGUUCAGGGUGAGUGUCAAGCCUUAGAUAGUCUAAACAACCAGUAAGAUUAAAUCAUAUAAACAAGGAAUAUUUGGUGUUACUGGAGGAAUUGCCAGGAAACUGGGACUUAUGUUCCCAUGUGGUGGGGGUGUAAAUAUGUACAGGGGGUUUUGGCAAAGGAUGUUUAAGGAGAAAACAGAAAUCACUGGGUUGAAACUGACCGAAAGUCCAGAGGUAGCAUUGUUAUCAAUUUACAAUGAGGUGGAAGGUUCGCAGGCUAGGAAGGACUUGCUCACAAAUUUAUUGACAGCUGCACGAGUUAUUAUAGCUAGGAAGUGGAAGGGGCAAGCAGAAGAUAAAAUGGAAUAAUGGUAUAAAGAGGUGUGGACUAUAGCUAUUAAUGAUAAAUUAACAUGCGCUAUUAAGGCAAGACGGGAAAUAUGCAGGGGAAAUUAUUUUGAGGAGAUAUGGAAGGUAUUUGUAGAAUUUGUACUGUUAAAACGGAAAGGGGUCAAACCAUCGCAAGAGGUGUUGAAAAUUUGGGAGGUUGGAUAGUUACAAUGGAAUGGUCUUGGGGUGGGGUGCACAUUAUUAUUUUUACAUUAUUAUUACUUUGUUAAAAUUAAUAAUAAUAAUAAGAAGAAGAUAGUCAAAACAGAACCCCAAGAUUGCAGAAGUAAUAUAUGUAUAUAUUUAAGGGGAGAACUGAAGGGGAGGCAAGGAAUAAGUGACAGUGCAAGGAAUGUAACACUUCACUUUUUUUCUCUCCAUUCCUGUAGCCUAAAAAGCAAGGAGAAGAUGGCUGGUUUGCCUUGUCAACACAUAUUGGUUAGCCCCAAGCCCAGAUGUUGUUUUAAAAGUGUUUUAACCCUUAUAAAGUUCUAGAACAGGGGUGGUAACUCGUGAACCUCCAGAUGUUGCAUUGGCCAUGACAGGAGUUGGGGCGUUUGGGGGCCGCCCCUGUUCUAGAGCCUUUUCUGCCAGGCCAUGGACAAGGUCAGUCCUGCUGGUUCUGCUGAGGUCUUUCCACAUCUGUGGCUAUGUACGUCUUGUCCAUAUUACAGUUGAACAUGGACUUGUGUCAUGUGUACAGUCUGGAGUACAGUCGGCACUUGAAACAAGCAGUGUUGCAAAGGCAUCUGUGUGCAGCAGAACUGUGCAGACAACUGCUUGUGUCAUUCCUUUAACAUGAACCACACAAGGAUGGAGCUGCUCACAUAGACAACUUGCUGUGCAGCUGCCUCCAUGCUAUUGUGUUUCCACAUUGCUGGCCUCAGCAUCCAUUGGAAACCAGCAUCCUGGAUUUGUCCCUUGUUCUUUGAUACUCAUAUCUGAAACAUUCGGUGUUGUAUGAAAGAGGAAACUGUAAUUGAUAAUUGAUGUAUGCAGUUAAUAUAAGAAGACUGAGGCAAUGUUUUAACCCUAUUAAUGCUGCUGAGCAAAUACUUUCUGGAACAAAAGCAUUUUUAAAAGGUUGCAAUAGUGACAGGCUUUAUAUCACAUAAAGCAAAUCCCUGGACUGGAAUGUAUAACUUUUGGGGUCUAGUUAAUUGUAUACUGUGCCCAUACGUUUGCCGGGCAAAUUUAUCCUGGCAUUAAGUCUUAUAGUCCAUGUGCUGCUAUUAAGAACUCGCCUAUGCGAAACCACAGAAGGCAGCUAUUUCCUGUUCCAUGCAGUGUCUUAAAUUUUUAUCCAAAAAGUGGUGCUGUUACUAUUGGCUCCGCAGAAGAAAUACAAGCGUAGUAUUUGUCUGUUCCAUUACUGCAGUGAGAAAAUGUAUUAAAGUUAUUUUGAAGGAUAGGAUUUUACUGUGUUACUUUACAUUUACAUUUUGCUCUUCUGGUGCAAAUGCAACAAAAAUCUGUCAGAAUAAAACUGUACUGUAUUUAGCAACUGACAAAAGACACUGAGGGGAAGGGACCAGUUGUACUUCAUGGAACAAGGUGUUCUGUAAUCUAGGUGCAGCCACUGAGGAGACCUCUCUCAUCCCACUCAAACCUCCUUCUACCCUAGGUGGGAUGCAGCAAAGGGACUCUCCUGAGCAGAAUAUACAAAAGGAAGUAGCCCCUAAGGUGUAUCCUAAGCUAUCACAAGCACUUUGAAUCUUGCCUAAAAGCUGACUGGUAUCCUUUCAAACCUCCAUCCCCAUCUCUGUGUGAAAUGGUAUAAUCACAUUAAUCUACAUACAAAUGUGGAAGGGCAAUUUAUAAUGGCCAUGUGAGUACCUUCCGUCAAUAGGUAUUAGUCCCUUGGUUCCCAACGGCUUGGGGUGCCUUUAUGUUACUAUCAUUUCAGACAGCUGAUUUGACAAGGUAUGCCAGCACCAUUGUAGCUGAACAAACCUGAAACAAAAAAUCACGCGAAUGUGAAAGUUUGACAGGUUCAUUCGUGAAUGGAAAAAUCUGCCGUUGGGCAACAUCGGAAGUUCCAAUCAGGACCCACAAUAAUUUAAUAGCUGAGUUUGAAGAAUUAUCCUGUCAGAGAUGCUCAGAUUUCAUAGCAGGCUGCUUAGGAGGCUAACUAAAAGUGACAACUGUAUUGAAACCUGAUUUCCAUUCUUCAAGUAUAUUAAAAAGGAGGUGAGCAUAUUUCAGGUGCGCAAACAUCUUUUCAGGAAGACCUUUCUGCAACUGAAGCUGUUAAUAACUUUCCCAUGCGUAGUGGAGAUAGAUGUGUUACACUCUUACCUUGUUGCAGGAAGACAUAUAUUUAUAAUUCUCUUUUUCUCAAUUGUUGGACAAUUUACGCUGAUUAAAAUUCAAUAAAAGCUAUAUUUUACAAAUGGUA
Molecule: messenger RNA, 20766 nt
Organism: Podarcis lilfordi (Lilford's wall lizard)
Lineage: Eukaryota; Metazoa; Chordata; Lepidosauria; Squamata; Lacertidae
Source: the annotation of a GenBank genome assembly